Molecule: messenger RNA, 1699 nt
Organism: Malania oleifera
Lineage: Eukaryota; Viridiplantae; Streptophyta; Magnoliopsida; Santalales; Ximeniaceae
Product: 2-alkenal reductase (NADP(+)-dependent)-like
Exons: 5
Coding region: 396-1436 (346 amino acids)
Molecular function (GO): oxidoreductase activity, acting on the CH-CH group of donors, NAD or NADP as acceptor
Source: RefSeq, a predicted model, not a curated record
GGAGUUGUAUAGGAAGUGACUCAGUGUCCAAAGCAGUGGACAUGGGCACAGUCCUCGUUCUUUUAAUUCUUGUUGAUGUGCCUCUUUUAAACUUCAUGUUCACCAAACAAGUAAAGUAUCUUCCUUGUGAUAAUUUCGGUUCAGAUUAAUAUUCCCUUUACUGGGAUGAACAUACACAGCUUUCUUUCCUUUUUACUGUUGCUAGACAACUCAGUCGCAAGCAACUUAUUAUUUGGAUGAAAUGUUCAUUGCAUGUCAGAAGGUCAUGGGGAAAGUAAACAAACGAUAGCCUCACAAUUUCUAUCUAGAUUCUCUCCUCACCAUCUUCUUCUUCUUCUUCAAAUUCCUCGAAUUAGCCAGUUUUAGUUGGCACCAAAAAUACUGAAGGGGUGACGAUGGAAGUGACCAACAGAUACAUAACAAUUAAGACUCACAUAGAAGGCGCACCAGAAGAGGCCAAUUUUGAGCUCAGGGCUGAAGCCAUAUCUCUGUUGAUUGAGCCUAACUCAAAUGAUGUUAUUGUGAAAAACAUAUUCCUCUCGAUCGAUCCUUACCAGUUAAACCGCAUGAAAAGUCACUGCCACUCACAGAAAACUGUAAGAGACGCAGCAUCCAUUACUCCUGGGCAGGCCAUUAGUGCUCAUGGUGUGGGGAGAGUGGUGGCCUCUGGGAACCCUGAUUUUGAAGAGGGUGAUUUGGUGGUGGGACUUUUCAGCUGGGGAGAAUUCAGUAUUAUAAGAGGAAGUGGAAUUGUGAGAAAGUUGGAUCCUCUGGGAUUUCCACCGUCUUACCAUGUUGGGGUCCUAGGGUCCAGUGGGCUGACAGCCUAUGCUGGGUUCUUCCAAGUGUGUAAGCCUAAGAAGGGGGAGAAGGUUUUUGUAUCUGCUGCUUCAGGGUCUGUUGGGAACUUGGUUGGGCAAUUUGCCAAGUUAUUCGGAUGUUACGUCGUCGGCUGUGCCGGGACCAAGCAAAAGGUAAAGUUGCUUAAAGAGAAGCUUGGUUUUGAUGAUGCAUUCAAUUACAAAGAAGAAAAUGAUCUGAAAUCGACUCUCAAAAGGUAUUUCCCAGAUGGGAUAGAUGUGUAUUUCGACAAUGUGGGUGCUGAGAUGCUCGAAGCAGCCAUUGCCAACAUGAACAACUUCGGCAGGGUAGCUGCUUGCGGAGUAAUAUCCGAGUACACCGAUGCUGGAAGGCGAGCUGCACUGAACAUGGUAGAUGUUGUUUACAAGAGAAUCACAAUCCAAGGAUUCUUGUUCCUAGAUUACUCAGAUGUGUAUGCUGUUUUUCUGUCGACAGUCACCGACCAACUUCGUGCUGGCCAAAUUCAAGUGCUUGAAGACAUCUCUCUCGGAGUGGAGAGUAUCCCCUCUGCCUUUAUAGGACUGUUUCAUGGUGAAAAUAUUGGGAAGAAGAUUGUCCAAGUUUCCAAUGACUGAAUGGAAAAGAAAGUAGAGAAGGAAUGGAAAGGAAAACCAAUAUUUUGCUGCUUCUAUAAUCAUAUAAAUUAUUGAAGAAAUGUUUUGGGGAUCUGUUAUUGGUUGUACUAUAAUUUUUCUAUUGUGCUGCUUUUGGUUAUCUUGUGAGAGCCUAUCGGGUAGCAGUCAAUGAAAUAUGUUGGUAUUUAUUCUGCAGUAGAGACUUAUGGGAACAAUGUUUUGAGAUUCUGUUAUUGGUUAUGCUAUAAUUUUUUUUAUUGUCU